AUGGAUGACGCCCAUGCCCAUCCUCUCUCCCCGGUCAACACUAUCCACACGCGUUCGAGAUCGACUACCGUUCUGAUCCUUCGAGACCAACCUCCGAGUUCCGCCCACGCGACGCCGAAAUCAGUCCCCCAUACUCGUCAACAGAGGAUUCUACAGACUCGAAAUGCCAGAUUUCCCGCCCAGAGGCUUUCUGUUAAUAGCAUGACAGUUCCGUUUCCACACUUGAUUCGAUCCGCCGAGAACGAUACUUCCUACUUUUCUGUACCUCGGAUGACGAAGCGUGAAGAGAAUGGCAUUGACUUAGAGAGGGCUUCCGACCUCAUCAGCACCUCGCCUAGAUCGAGUAUCUUGAAUGAAAUUACAAACUCGGGCGCCUAUCGUAUCCGUGGUAUUCAGAGAAGAGCGCCUAUCCCGGUAUUCCAGGACGCGCCAGACAAGCGAGUCGGCAUCACAGCGGGAUCUAAUACACCCUCGGUGUAUCACGACGCAUCUAGCGACGUCCCAUCGCCUUCGGUCACUGAUCCUUGCAGGGCCUCCCCAGCCGCCAUGGGUCUUAGAGAGGUUUCCAUCAACCUGCAUCGACCUUCACCAAGCAGAGAGUCUCCAUACUACCGCUCGACGCGAAGUGGUUCUCGGCGUAUCUCAUCUCAUAGCAAACCCCGUUUCAACUCGGAAGAGUACAUUGAACACAUUGAAAAUGAACUGCAAUUGGUCAAGGAUGCUAUGUACUCUCCCACAACUAACGUUCCCUGGAAAGAGAAGCUCCGCAAGGCGAAAGAGGAGAACGACAGACUCAGGAAAGACAUGGAAGCCUUGAAAUCGUCCUUUGAGCUGGAAUUGCAACAGACCGUCGAGCGGUCCACAGAAAUCGAGCUGAGAUUGAAGCGGAGGAUUAAGGAUCUAGAGGAUGAAGUGGAGCACAAACAGACGGUGAUCCUGGAUCUGGAGUACGACCGGCAGGAAAAGCAACUCGAGCAAUCUACGUUGGAGGUGUUGAGGGCCAAAACCGAAAAGCUGGAAGAAGAAAAGUCCAGCCUCGAGAUCACCAAUAGGGAUAUGAUGAAGCGCAACGAGGUCUUGACGCAACUGCUGGUUCUGUCACCCACGAAGAUGCACCAUCAAUUUGAACUUCCCACUCCAAGACGACGGAGUGCACGUCCCAUGUCCAUGAUCAUUCCACGGCUGCCCUCAUCGCCUGGAGCACACACGCCACUGAGCCGGCCUCAGUCAGUCCUCAUCUCACCAGCCCUGCCGGCUUCCGACUAUUUCCCAGCGAGUGUUACAUCAUCCCCGCUGGGAUCCAGCUCCAGCUGCAUUGUCAACAACCAUGGGUUGGCUCCGGAUGAUGUCCAGUCAAUUGACUCCGGCACGGGGGAGUCGUCCUCUCAACUUACGGACGGAACCAGCUCCAGACGGUCAACACUGGCUUCCUGUGCCAGCAAUAGUCCCCCAAUCGGCCCCAUCAGUCAUUCUCAGCCCGAAGUCAGACCGCAGAUGCCUGCAAGGCAACCAUCCAAGAGAAGACCUCGCAAGUUCAUGCCGGGGUCUACUCAGUUGAAGCCGCUUCUGCUGCCCACGUUCACCGCUGAAAAUGGCAAUCUUCCUUCGACAUCCCCCAUUGCUUCGCCAAAACGACCGACAUCUGUCAUGUUUGACUGCGGCCUGCCUUAUAUGCCACAAUGGGAAUCUCCUCCCGCCCCACAGAGGAGAAUGGAAAGUGUUGUUGAGGUGCAACCAUUCGAGCUUUCUCAUACCACUCCCGAUUCGGUGGCCCAUGCGUUUCAGAGCCUAGACGAAGUCUUCACCGCCGAUCGUGGACUAUACUGUCGAGAAGUACUUAAGGAGCCUUCAGACGGUCGACCCGACCAGAGCCAAUGCGCACAGCUGGAUACGUCAACCCAGCCUUCUCACAUGGAAGCAGCGACAGAAGUCCACGACGACGAAGACGCCCAUCCAAGACUGGGUUCUUGGGGCCUUGGAAUCCAGGACGCCAUGCCGGCAGAUAUCGAUGACAGGCACGAUGAGCAGAUUGGCCAUAAUUGCCACAAUGAUGAUGCCAGUGGCUCUCACACCCUGCAGAUGCUAUCAGAGUUCGACCAGACUCCGUCAAAGUGUGAGAGAGUCUUUCAGGCACUCGAGGAACAUGUCGAAAUUCCACGUCCGCUUUUCUCAAAAGAUUUCACGCUUGGGCUAGUUGCCCCUCAAUCACCAGGCUGUUCUACAGAUGACCUCCCUCCAUCGAACCCACGGAAGCGUCGAAAAGCAAGUUCGGCUUCUGACCAGUCGACACAAGGAAAGGAGGUGAUCAGUUGCGAUGUGGUGGCACUUGACCCUGUUACUCGUCCGAUGUUGACUCCAAGUUCCACGAUCAAACAGAAAGUGGAAGCCGCCUCGUCUCGACCUAGGCAAUCUCCUUCCUGGAGACGAGGUGUCAAGAAAGGUCGCAAUCCAUUGGAAAUGCUCCAACAACGCAACGUAGGCGCAAGACCGCUUGCCGCCUUGACCAUUCAGACCGUCUAUGCGACUUUGUCCAGGUACACUUCAUACAUACAGACGUUCAAGCGAGAUCCGCUUGCACUAGCCCGCCGGGUCAUCGCCAAUGCAUGGCGGUCGAACUGGGCAACUUUUGGGAAGUUGAGUUGGUGGGUACUUGGACUGUUCAUUGGCCAUCGGCGUCCUCGUCCUCAGCAACGUGCUUGGGAUUGGGAUAGAUAUGACGGCGAAAGCAUUGCUGACCGUUACUGUUCGCUCCAGCGUGACAGAAAUUCAUCGACUGAAGCGGGGAACUCAAAUGCAAAGGAGCCUUCAAGUCCAGCGACUGAGCGUGGUGGCAGCGAAACAAAGCACGAUACAGCAUUACCCGAUGCGCCGGUACAACCAAAUCAAGCACCCAAACCCGGUUGGGGCACUUCUUUAUUUCUCUGGGGCAAGUUCAGUGUCGCAAUCAUGCUUGCAGUUGGGGGUGCCAUUGUUAAAGGCCCUGGUGAGAUGCUGCGAGAGACGGAGGAGAGACGGAGGUCACGCAGCAGCAGUCUCAGUACAGACCAGGUCGACGAACAGCAGCGUGGAUUGCCGCAACGUGGUGGACGGUUCGGCGAAAGUGAACGUAUUGUUAGGCCAGACUCGAGGCAACAGAGAGAGGAUAUCGGGGCCCCACGAACGACCCGCAAGGCUCGGAGCUUUAGUUCUCCCACACCGCCAGCGCGGACUCAUGAGGCUCGGCCUCUGUCUCCAGACCGAAGCCUGGCCAGCAGGGAACCUGAGGGAGAAGGUUCUGACACUGUCUUCCACAAACAUUUUACUGGUCCUGACCACCACGACUCGUCAUCGAAUGAGACAAUCAAGCCGAUGAGACCCGACCGUAAGGGGCUGGGAUGCCUCUUCGAACUCCCGCCUGCCGAGAAUCAAAGCCGAAACACUGGAGACUUACCAGCCGACAUCAAUGUGCCACCAGACCAUGGUGACAACGCUUCGAUCCAGCACUUGCUUGAGAAUGGCUAA
This is a messenger RNA of Capronia coronata CBS 617.96, 3501 nucleotides long. RefSeq lists its product as uncharacterized. NCBI's taxonomy places the organism in Eukaryota, Fungi, Ascomycota, Eurotiomycetes, Chaetothyriales, Herpotrichiellaceae. Bases 1 to 3501 code for a protein of 1166 amino acids. The transcript has a single exon. The record is from RefSeq and is a predicted model, not a curated record.